UCAUUGUUUGGUUUAGUUCGUAGUCGGCAAUAAAAUAUCAAAUUAUGUGACUACAGCAAAAAAAAAAAAAAAAAAACACCUAAAAACAUUAACGCUAAAAUUUAUAGAAAUAAACGAGUUCAAAUUAAUUUAUUUACAAAUUCCGCUUUCAAUUCUUCGGCGCGAUGUUGUGGCAUUAUUUGUGUAUUGUGGUACUUUUUGUGCAUUCCGGUUUUGCCGGCAAAUUAAAUAGUGCUAAGACGGUGAUUAAAAAAGAUCCGCCAUCCACGCAGGGUCUAUUGUAUCCCUUCGAAUCGGAAUCACGAGAUAUCAGAUCCUUGGAUGGUAUAUGGCGUUUUCUAAAAGGUGGCUACAAUGACUCCACCAAAGGCUUGGUGGAGAAAUGGUAUGCAACGGAUUUGGAUAAGAUAAAACCCACCCUGGCAAUGCCAGUGCCGGCAAGUUAUAAUGACCUGACCACCGAUGAAUCACUUAGGGACCACUUAGGUGUUGUCUGGUAUGAAAGGAAGUUUUUCGUUUCCCACGAUUGGUCGCUGGACAAACGUGUUUGGCUCCGCUUUGGCAGUGUACAUUAUUCGGCAAUUGUGUGGCUCAACGGAAUAGAAGUCGUGCGUCAUGACAUAGGUCAUUUACCAUUUGAAGUAGAAGUAACGGAACAUCUCAAAUUUGGUGCUCAAAAUCGUUUGACAGUUCUUUGCAACAAUACUCUGACGCGAUCAACGGUACCGCAGGGAGAAGUGGUGCAACUUUUGACUGAUGCUGGCAAUAAAACCUUUCAGACCUAUACAUUCGAUUUCUUUAACUAUGCUGGCAUACAUCGUUCCGUAGUAUUAUAUACCACACCCAAGGUCUAUAUUCAAGAUAUCCACAUAACAACAGAUGUUGUCGUGGAUUCCAAUGACGAUGAUUAUGAUGAGGCCAGUGGAGAAAAAGAAGACCGAAUUCCUGGAAAUAUUGGAAUAAUAGAUUUUAAAGUGACAAUAGCUGGAGUGGACAGCAACGAAGUAACAGAAUCGCCUGAUUUUCAAUCGUACUAUUUGCAUCUACAAUUGAGAGCGGCUGAUGAUAUUGUCGCCCAUGAGAUGUGUAAGGGUCGGACAUUCAAUGGAACGCUGCGGGUGAAAAAUCCCAUUUUAUGGUGGCCAUAUCUCAUGAAUCCCGUCUAUGGUUAUCUUUACACAUUGGAAAUCUAUUUGCAUUCGGCCACAGAUGAAUCCCUCAUCGAUGUUUAUCGCAUGAAAGUGGGCAUAAGAAAAAUCCAAUGGGAUGAAAGUAGUUUUUUGUUGAAUGGUCGAAAGGUUUAUCUGCAUGGAUUUGGUCGUCAUGAGGAUUCAGAUUUAAGAGGCAAAGGUUUGGAUUAUGCCUUGCUUACGCGUGACUUUAAUCUACUGAAAUGGAUUGGAGCCAAUGCCUAUCGUACCUCGCAUUAUCCCUAUUCGGAGGAGUCUAUGCAAUUUGCCGAUGAGAAUGGCAUCAUGAUCAUUGAUGAGUGUUCCAGUGUCAAUACGGACUAUUUUGGAGCAGAUCUCUUGUAUAAUCACAAAUCAGCAUUGGAACAGUUAAUACACCGUGAUCGCAAUCAUCCCAGUGUAAUAAUUUGGUCUAUCGCAAAUGAGCCUAGGACGCAGAAAAAUCAAUCGGAACCAUAUUUUCGAGAAAUCGUGAGAUAUGUCAAAACGUUGGACCUUACCAGACCAUUGACAGCAGCGAUUAAUGUUGAAAUUGGUAAAGAUAAAUUGGCCCAAUUUCUGGACAUUAUCAGUUUCAAUCGCUACAAUGCCUGGUAUCAUAAUGCUGGCCAUUUGGAUACCAUUUCAAUUGCCGUGAAAACUGAAGCAAUCAAUUGGAACAAGAAAUACAAACGACCAAUACUUAUGUCCGAAUACGGUGCUGAUACGUUGGAGGGUUUGCAUUCUUUACCCGAAACCAUUUGGUCUGAGGAUUAUCAAAUUGCCUUGUUUGGUCAACACUUCAAGGCAUUCGAUUAUUUGAUAAAACAAAAUUGGUUUAUCGGAGAGUUUGUGUGGAAUUUUGCCGAUUUUAAGACUGAACAAGCUUACACUAGGGUAGGUGGCAAUAAGAAAGGUGUAUUCACCCGCAAUCGUCAACCAAAAUCUUCGGCCCAUCUGUUGCGUGAACGUUAUUAUGGUCUAUGCAAGCAAUUCUAUGAAUGUGAGGUGCCCAGUGAUUUUCUACCCUAUUCCAUACAUUGGCGUUAUCGUGUACAUCGUCCUGCUGUUGAUGGGGAAAUUUGUGAUUCGAAUUCCUUGCCCAAAGAAUGUAUAAAUUUUAAAUUAAACUAAACUAUAUUUUAGGAAAAGUAUAACAUAUACCAAUUAACAUGAUAUUAAAUAAAUAAAAUUUGAUUUCAUUUUAUGCAGAAAAAAAAUAUAUAAAUUCCGAAGGGGCAAUCUAUCUUGA
Messenger RNA from Musca domestica (house fly), 2421 nucleotides. RefSeq names its product beta-glucuronidase-like. Gene Ontology annotation, molecular function: beta-glucuronidase activity; carbohydrate binding. Bases 165 to 2303 code for a protein of 712 amino acids. Gene Ontology annotation, biological process: glucuronoside catabolic process; carbohydrate metabolic process. Lineage: Eukaryota; Metazoa; Arthropoda; Insecta; Diptera; Muscidae. The record is from RefSeq and is a predicted model, not a curated record. The transcript has 9 exons.